AUGUUUAAGAAGAUUCUAGCAAAUCAAUCUAAGUCUGAAAGGACUUUAUCUGGGCUGACAGAAACAGUGGGUUCCCAUACAGCGGCUAUUCUGAAGCUUGAGUCACAGAUGAGGGAUAUUUUUAGAGAGCAUCACCCUCCUAAAAAGGGAGGACUUUCGAGUGACACUAUUUCAAAUCCCAAGAAUGGGGGAGGCGGUGUAGACCGUGUGUUUGCUAUCACUACUAGGACUGGUAAAACACUCCAGGGGGCUGCUGAGAAGGUGAUUGAUAUUGAGCCGAUAGGUGAAGAGGAUGAGGUGCAGUCUGAAACACCCAUUAUUGCUGAUGAGAUUCCUACUGACAAGAAGGUUGCUGAUAUUCCAGAGAUAGUGAGAGAAACUGAUGACACAAGUAAGCAGGCUAGGUUGGUAAAGAAGAAGGAAGAUGCUAAGUUCGAGAAGUUUUAUGAUCAGCUGAAGCAGUUUUCUCUAAAUUUUUCCCUCUUGGAAGCUGUCAAGGAGAUGCCCGAUUUUGCGAAAUAUUUGAAGGAUUUGCUGACCAAGAAGAUAGUUCAACAUGAAACCGUGAGUUUGACUCACACUGUGAUUUCCAUCAUCUCAACCACAACUGUUCAGAAAAAGGGAGAUCCUGGGGCGUUCACCAUUCCUUGUUCUAUUGAGCACCAUGAUUUUUCUCGAGCUUUGUGUGAUAAUGGGGCGAGUAUUAACUUUAUGCCCCUUGUUAUAUAUAAGCAAUCAGGGUUGGGGAUGCCAAGGCCGACUACGAUGAGGUUGCAGAUGGUUGAUAGGUCUAUCAAAAGACCUGUUGGGCUGGUUGAUGAUGUAAUUGUGCGGGUUGGUGAUUUUAUAUUGUCUGCUGAUUUUGUGAUUCUUGACUGUGUUAUUGAUCGGGACAUUCCUAUCAUUUUGGGGAGACCUUUCCUUGCUACAGGGAGGGCUCUGAUGGAUUCGGAAAAAAAUGAAAUCAAGUUCUGA
Messenger RNA from Lycium ferocissimum, 975 nucleotides. RefSeq lists its product as uncharacterized. Bases 1 to 975 code for a protein of 324 amino acids. The record is from RefSeq and is a predicted model, not a curated record. The transcript has 2 exons. Lineage: Eukaryota; Viridiplantae; Streptophyta; Magnoliopsida; Solanales; Solanaceae.